Molecule: messenger RNA, 324 nt
Organism: Rotaria socialis
Lineage: Eukaryota; Metazoa; Rotifera; Eurotatoria; Philodinida; Philodinidae
Source: the annotation of a GenBank genome assembly
AUGUGGUCUGAAACAGUAAUCGAUGUCCAUCCGGUUGUUGCUUCUUUUAUUAAUCAGAAGGUCGGCGUUGUCGAGUCGAACCGUGUCAAGGUUGACGAGCUUUGGUGCUCUCGUCACGUUAUGCAAACUCAAUACACAAUUCAAAUCGUUCGCUGCAAUUCUACAGCAUGCUGUGGACCUUGGUGUUCAAACUACGUUCAUAUCUUUCCAAUUCGAUUCUUACCACCACCCAUGCCCUUCGAAAAAUCAUCUGCAGGAUUAUCUAUUGCUAGUAAUGAUCGUCAGGCAAAUGCAUUCUGCGGUACACUCUGUCAACGCAUUUAA